Bradysia coprophila is the source of this 2150-nucleotide messenger RNA. RefSeq names its product thiamine transporter 1-like. Gene Ontology annotation, cellular component: plasma membrane. The record is from RefSeq and is a predicted model, not a curated record. Gene Ontology annotation, molecular function: vitamin transmembrane transporter activity. NCBI's taxonomy places the organism in Eukaryota, Metazoa, Arthropoda, Insecta, Diptera, Sciaridae. Gene Ontology annotation, biological process: transmembrane transport; vitamin transport.
GCUGAUUUUCAAAUUCAAUUCAGUUCAUUAAAAAACUAACAAAAACAAACUCAACAAAAUGAUGUUACACAACACAUUCGCGCCGUUCAUUGAAGACUCUCAAUCGAAACGUUUAUUGAUUGUCGAUCUUAAUUACCUAAAGGUCAAGUAAAAGACAAAAAUAUUUUGCUGGAAUUUAAUUUCGUGAUAAAAUCGCUGUGGUGGAAGUAUAUUUACCAUUUAUCUGUACUCGCAUCCAUCAUUGCAAUUGUCAGCCGAUCAUGGUAUAAUGGAAUGUACAUAAAAUUCAUAAGUAAUUGCAAACCGAAACUCAAAUUGUAAUUCAUCGUGGCACCGGUAAUUCGAACACACCUCAGCCAACAGUCGUCUCACGUAUUCGCUGAUUAGCUGACAUUUCACACGAUACAAUGCUGAGUUGGAUAAAAAUAUCGUUGAUGCUAUGCUUUUUUGGAUUCCUUCGGGAAAUUCGGCCGUCGGAACCGUUUGUCACGGAUUAUAUGAUCUAUCCAUGGAGGAAUAUAACGAGUGAAAUGGUGAAUCGUUAUGUCUUCCCCAUUGGCACUUAUUCAUAUGCCGCGCAACUGGUGGUUGUUUUCUUGAUUACGGACUUCCUAAAAUACAAACCGCUGAUAAUCCUGAGUGGCAUUUCUGGCAUUAUUGUCUGGGCAAUACUGAUAUGGACGAAAACGUUACGGGAACUUCAAAUUACUCAAAUAUUUUAUGGAACAUACAUGGCGACAGAGGUUGCCUAUUACACGUACAUCUAUGCCAAAGUUGAGAAACAACACUAUCUCAAAGUGACAUCGCACACACGGGCCGCCAUAUUAACCGGAAAAUUUGUGGCCAGCUCAUUGGGUCAAAUACUCGUUACCACCGAGGCCAUGGAUUAUCGUCAGUUAAACUUCAUAACAUUCGGCGCUCAGAUUGCAUCGGCUGUGUGGGCUGUGUUUUUGCCGAAAGUCAAGACGAGCCUCUAUUUUCAUCGAAACGCUAAUUCCAACGAUGAUUUGAUGAACGACAGUGCGGAUGUGGAGAAGCGAAAUGCGAACAAAAAUCGAUUUCGUGAAGCUUUCCGGCUGCUUUGGACACACUUUCGAUGUGCAUAUAGCAACGUGAACAUAUUGGUCUGGAGUCUUUGGUAUAGUGCGGCGAUGUGUGGCUAUUUGCAAGUGAUUUCGUACAUUCAAGUGUUGUGGACAGAAAUAGAUAACAGUCAAGAGGUCAUUUGGAAUGGUGCCGUCGAAGCAGUGAUCACAUUGUUGGGUGCCGGAGUAGCACUACUGGCUGGUUAUCUUCAUUCAACUAAGCUCAAUCAAAGACGAUCCCUUUUUGCAUUAAUGUUCUUAGCAGCAUGUGAGGGCAGCGCCAUUUUAUUAGCUUCAUCAACACCGCACCGUGUGGUGUCUUACGUUGGCUAUUUGAUAUUUUGCGUGCUGUAUUCAUUCACCAUUACUGUGGCAAGUGCCGAAGUGGCCAAGCAUUUGGAGGAUGACAGUUUCGGUUUGGUUUUCGGCAUAAACACAUUUGUCGCUGUUCUACUCCAAACGAUACUGACUCUAACUGUUAUAUCGGACGAAGGAUUAGCGUUGACCGUAUUUCAACAGUACACCGUAUACGCUGUGUACUUCUUCGUGCUGUCUGCUAUAUAUUUGACAGCUUUCAUUUUUAGCGUAGUGCGAUCAUGUAGACUGAAAUCGACUAAGGAUGAUCCCGUGCAGUUGGCGAACGGAAAUGAUUGAAGAUUGUAGUGCGACAGCAUUCGUAGGAUACAUUGUCAUCUCAAAAUUUAGUUCUAUGUCAGAAAAAUGCUAGUAACAAGAAACUAUAGUGCCGUUUUGAGGACGUCAUGUAGUACCUAAAGUAGAAGGAACGCAGUGCAAUCAUCGCACAAAUGCAUCAUAUACCUCGAUGACUGGGAAAUUAUUGGUAGUUUGCUGCCUAACUUUAGGUAUGAAACGACCUUUAAUUCUUCAGUCGACUUUUCAUACCGCUGAUAGAAAACGUGUUAGGUACCAGGUUUCCGCACAUUUUUCAUCAGCGCUUCAUAAUAUGUUGGAGAAAUCUAGAUGAAAAAGUGAUGUUAGUAUUAGGCCUUAGUUGACUUAUUUUGUUAUUCCAUUGAGUUGCAUUUAUAAUAAAAUUCUUGGAAA